Molecule: messenger RNA, 590 nt
Organism: Drosophila elegans
Lineage: Eukaryota; Metazoa; Arthropoda; Insecta; Diptera; Drosophilidae
Gene: Taf10b
Product: transcription initiation factor TFIID subunit 10b
Exons: 1
Coding region: 56-511 (151 amino acids)
Biological process (GO): transcription initiation at RNA polymerase II promoter
Cellular component (GO): SAGA complex; transcription factor TFIID complex; nucleus
Molecular function (GO): RNA polymerase II general transcription initiation factor activity; promoter-specific chromatin binding
Source: RefSeq, a predicted model, not a curated record
CACGUUCUCCCAUCACUAUUUUUGUGGAUAUUUUGCGAAUUGAUUUCUAUUUACAAUGGUGGGCUCCAAUUUUGGCAUUAUUUACCACAACAGCGCUGGUGGUGCCAGUGGACAGGGAAACCACGGACAAUCCUCCGGAGCAGCAGGCAUAGGUGGCGGCGAUCGUGAGCGGAACACGCCGGCCUCGCAUCUCAGCGAUUUCAUGUCGCAACUGGAGGAUUAUACUCCGCUGAUUCCGGAUGCGGUCACCUCGCACUAUCUGAAUAUGGGCGGAUUCCAGUCGGAUGACAAGCGCAUCGUCCGGUUGAUCAGUUUGGCUGCCCAGAAGUACAUGUCCGACAUUAUCGACGAUGCACUGCAGCAUUCCAAGGCACGGACCCAUAUGCAAACCACCAACACGCCCGGCGGUUCCAAGGCCAAGGAUCGCAAGUUCACCCUAACUAUGGAGGAUCUGCAGCCUGCUCUGGCCGACUACGGGAUCAAUGUUAGGAAAAUGGACUAUAGUCAGUAAUUAGAGGCUUACUAACGCCUGUUGUAUGUUUGUUGUAGUACUUAUCUUCUCAUUAAAUAGAGCUUGUCUUAAAUCAUAA